GCCCACAGCCCAGCCUUACCUGCGAACUAGCGGAAGUCCGAAGAAGAAAAUCCAAGAACGAAGACAGCUCUGCGACUUGCGACUUCGGGAGUUUGCGACGAAGAAGGCAGGAGCUGGCGCUGUGACCACGACUCCCGUCCAGAGACCUCCAUCUUCGGCCGUCCUUCUCUGGACUCCGGCUCUGCCGCUCUGGCCUCUGCCUCCAGCUCCAACCUCCAGUGAGGCUGUGAAGCCUAUGCCAUCUCCCAUCUUCCCUGGACUUAUCUCGGCUGCCUCCAAAGCCGUUGACAUUGUAUACGGCCAACCAGAUUCCAUCCAUGUAGAGUCUGUGAGACAUGUGCAGGGCACGUCCUACUCAGGUCUAACAUAAGAUUUCUCCCCAUAUUUUCCGUGAUCUCUGUAAAGUGUAUGAAAGUAGAUUUGGUAGGUUAUUAUGGGUUCCUUUUUUGGAAUCCUUCAACGACCCAUGAUUGGUUGGAACCCAUCAUUGCUCCACUGCAGUAAUAAGAAUUCUUCCUGCAGCGGGUUUGAUAAUAAAGUUAAUGAGUUGGGAGUUUUGUACUUCAAAUCUAUGCAACCUAAAUCUGUACAUAGCCAAAGAUCCUUGCUAUCUGAUUCUUUAAGUCAAUCUCAAGAUGGAAAUGAGCAUCCACCAGAAAGAUUAUCCAUUCUUGCAGGCGGGGUUGUGGCUUUGGGUAAGUUUGAUGCACUUCACAUUGGUCACAGAGAGCUUGCAAUUCAAGCAGCGAAAAUAGGAGCUCCAUUUCUACUCUCAUUUAUUGGAAUGGCCGAGGUACUUGGUUGGGAAUCUAGGGCUCCUAUUGUUGCCAAAUGUGACCGCAAAAGAGUUCUCUCGUCGUGGGCUCCCUAUUGUGGUCAAAUGAUUCCCAGAGAAUUUCAAAUUGAAUUUUCAAAAGUUAGGAACUUCACUCCUCGCCACUUUGUUAAGAAGUUGUCAAAAGACCUUGGUGUGCAUGGUGUGGUGGCAGGUACAUUAUAGGCAGUUGUUGCACUUAUGAGAAAACUACCGGUUUGGAUACAAGGCUUCUGGCGAUGCAUCAGACCUUGUAAGGCUGUGUGAUGAAUAUGGUGUGAAAUCUUGUAUAAUUAGUUCAGUUAUGGACAAGAAUCAAGAUCCAAAGCACUUAAAUUUCUAUGACCCGAACGACGUGGGACUGGUUUCUUCCACUCGUGUCCGUUAUGCUCUUUCUAAAGGAGACAUGAAUUACGUGUCAGAGCUCUUGGGACGCCACCAUCGGCUUUUCUUGAAUGUCGGAGACCAAGAAAGAUUUUUUGUAACCAGUGAUGCUAAGAAGUGUAGGUUAUCUGCCCCAAAGUCGCACUUGUUGAAUCUUCCGCCACGGGAAGGCAUUUAUGAAAAUUGUUCCAUUGUUAUUUUUGACAAGAAUGUUGUAUCUUGCAGAGUAGUCAUAAGCUCCUCUGAUAUUCUCUUGGAAUGGGAAAAGCCCCUAAGUUGUUUUACUUGUGAGGAGUUAAGCGUAAUUGGUAUUGACAUUCGUGGGUCUAGAAUUUGAUUGAAGUAAAAUAUGUAAGCCAUUUUUUGUGUUGUUUCAAAGGUGAAUUGAUGGUUUCUAUAACUAAACCGAGUUAUAGAAACCGUGUCUAUGUAUGUUGUAAUAAUAAUAUCGUAAUUUGUUGUGGAGUGUAUUUGAAUGAGGUCAAGUUGGGUCUCAAUGUGUUCAAGUCUUGAAGGGUUGCUUAGGCCCCAUUUACAUAUCAGC
Messenger RNA from Cuscuta epithymum, 1742 nucleotides. NCBI's taxonomy places the organism in Eukaryota, Viridiplantae, Streptophyta, Magnoliopsida, Solanales, Convolvulaceae. The record is from the annotation of a GenBank genome assembly.